AUGCAGAAUAUGACAACGGACCGUCCGUCGAACAGAGGCAGCGGCCGGCUUACCAAGAUUUUGCUGGCGUUAAUGAUCUCAUCCACCGCUAUCGGGGCGGGAGUCAUGAUAUGGGGAUCUUACAAGCUAUACACAAAUAAAAAAGAAGUGUUUGGUUAUAUUCAGUCGGUUUAUCAUCGGGGGGAUGAAGGGCGCCUGCAGCCGUUAUACUCGCCGCUACAACGCGCAGACGAAAUCCGCCUCUUGGUACUUGGGGUUGGCAAAGAUUCUGAUCCUAUCCAUGUCCGCUUGCAGCAUGUCUCGUUAAAACAAGGUCCAUCGUACGAAGCGCUUUCCUACGUCUGGGGUGACCCAACUCCGGAGAAAUACAUAUACUGUGAAGGGAAGCAAGUGCGCGUUCGUGAGAGCCUGUACGAAGCCCUACACGCCCUACGGCGACCAGACACGGAGCGAUGUUUAUGGGCCGAUGCAAUUUGCAUUAAUCAGAGAGAUGCAGUGGAAAAGGGGAAACAGAUUCGGAUCAUGGGCGACAUCUACAGUUGCACUCGCCAAGUACUGGUGUGGCUCGGAAGCCCUAGCCCAGCGACCGAGAACGCCUUUAACGCUCUUCAAGAGAUUGACAGUUAUCUCAAGAGGUCAUCCUGGGUCUAUAGAAGCAACCCGCUUCAAAAACAGCUUCUACGGGCAGUGAACUGGCCAUAUCUCGCAGACCUAAAUCGAAAGGAUGUGCGAGAGCUGCGGAAAUAUGACUGGAAAUCGAUUAUGGCCUUGCUACGCCAUCCGUGGCCUCGCCGCGUGUGGACAUAUCAAGAGUUUAUCAGAGCCCGGAAAGUUACGAUAGUUCAUGGCCAUGCGAGCAUAUCUGCGGACUCUUUUCUCAACCCGCUUAUGGAAGUCCUGGGCUCACCUUUUGGCCAGGAACUCCUCUCAUCCACGCAAGACGUAUUUGAACCUCACAGUUACGCCAGGUUAGGUAUCCAAAGCAGCUCUCAAGCCCAUAUUGAGAGUUUGUUCGAUGCUGUCGUCAAUGUUCUGAGUUACAGGGCCGCGACAGACCCGCGCGACCACAUUUAUGGUCUCCUAGGUGUGACGUCGGACCACGACGCCAGUGACUGGGAGCUCACACCAGAUUACAACGCAUCGGUGGAGGAGGUGUAUACUAGAUAUGCCCGCUGGUGUCUACUGAGAAAGAACAAUAUUCGGUACCUCUCAUUUGCUGGUCUUCCGGAUCUUACCCAGAAAGGAGCAUUACCGUCAUGGGUAGCCGACUGGACACGCACCAUGAUGGUGAACGAAUACCAUGUUCUCUCCAUGGUCCCAUGUGCUUAUCAAGCAUCACAUCCCACAUCAUCGCCUUCCUUGCUCUGGAUUCCGAGCGAGCCCCGCGUGUUACAUAUCAAAGGCCGAAUCGUUGACAAGUUGGCCGACCUUGCGGUCACACGCUUCGAUCUGCUCACAUACUGCGAGAAGAACGUCGAAUCGAGAGGGCGCGUCCGUCAAAUCCUACGAUGGUUAGCAUACAGACAGCGGAUAUUACAUACUCGUCUCAUUGUAGAUGAUCUCCUCGAAGCGCAGCAAGCAAUCGAUCGCUUCUGUCCCAGUAAUCUGCCUCCUCAUGCGGUGACAGACGUGGUGUGGAUGGAAAACUGCAAGCACAUCGCAUCUGGGGCGACGGGGGUGAUGGAACCAGAACGUUUUAAGGAGUUCUAUAGAACAAUGAUCCGCAAUCGAGACUUCAGAGGCUUCAGCUUGCCGGAUGAUACGAUCUAUAGGGCCUUCUCCCUGUACUUCCACUUGCUCGACAAAGUACGAGACGGGAAGCAAGCAUGGCCACCGCUGCCUGGAUCCUCGGCGGAUCGAUUGACCCAAGCACAGUUGCCAAACCGUUUACCUUUCGAUUCUGGAAUGACCCUGUCUCGGCGACAAAGACGCAUAGAGCAGGAAACGCAUAUAGAAAUCAGAACCCUGAUGGCGAGAUAUUGGGGCGGUGUGAUGUGCAAGAGAUUCUGUUCCACCACCCAUGGCCGCUUAGGGUGGGCUCCCAGACGCGCUCAGCCAGGCGAUCUGGUCUGUAUUUUCGACGGUGCUACCGUUCCGUAUGUGCUUCGGCUACAUGAAAACAAGGAAGUGUCCAAGUGGUCACUUGCAUACUGGUCGUCACAGAUGCAACGACUUCUUCUUCUUCCGGGACGAGAUCCACAACGGGAUGUGCGUUACACACUUGUGGGUGAAUGUUAUGUGCACGGGUUGAUGGAAGCAGAAGAGGCUAUGGAUGAGGCUUGCGAUACGGUUUUCUUCGCGAUAUCAUAG
Molecule: messenger RNA, 2310 nt
Organism: Aspergillus terreus NIH2624
Lineage: Eukaryota; Fungi; Ascomycota; Eurotiomycetes; Eurotiales; Aspergillaceae
Product: HET domain-containing protein
Exons: 1
Coding region: 1-2310 (769 amino acids)
Source: RefSeq, a predicted model, not a curated record